Molecule: messenger RNA, 3677 nt
Organism: Cygnus atratus (black swan)
Lineage: Eukaryota; Metazoa; Chordata; Aves; Anseriformes; Anatidae
Gene: EPHA2
Product: EPH receptor A2
Exons: 16
Coding region: 56-3055 (999 amino acids)
Biological process (GO): protein phosphorylation; cell surface receptor protein tyrosine kinase signaling pathway; axon guidance
Cellular component (GO): neuron projection; plasma membrane
Molecular function (GO): transmembrane-ephrin receptor activity; ATP binding; protein binding
Source: RefSeq, a predicted model, not a curated record
CUCCCGCGGGGCUCGCGCGGAGCUGGGGCGCCCCGGGCACCCCGCGACCUCUGCUAUGGCCGCGGCCCCCCCGGCAGCCUUCAUCCUCCUCGCCCUCCUCCUCCUCGCCCCCGCCGCCCCCAAGGAAGUCGUUCUGCUGGACUUCGCCAAGGCCCAGGGGGAGCUGGGCUGGCUAACCCAGCCCUACGGCAAAGGGUGGGACCUGCUGCAGAACAUGAUGAACGACUCGCAGAUCUACAUGUACCUGGUGUGCAACGUGCUGGAGGGUGAGCAGGAGAACUGGCUGCGCACCAACUGGAUCUACCGCAGCGAGGCCCAGCGCGUCUUCAUCGAGCUCAAGUUCACUGUCCGCGACUGCAACAGCUUCCCCAGCGGCGGUGGCUCCUGCAAGGAGACCUUCAACCUCUACUACGCCGAGUCCGACGUCGACUACGGCACCAACUUCCAGAAGCGGCAGUUCAAGAAGAUCGACACCAUCGCCCCGGACGAGAUCACGGUGCAGGACGACUUCACCAACCGCAACGUCAAGCUCAACGUGGAGGUGCGCUCGGUGGGGCCGCUGCGGAGGAAAGGCUUCUACCUGGCUUUCCAGGACCUGGGCGCCUGCGUGGCUCUGCUCUCAGUCCGCAUCUACUACAAGACGUGCCCGGCCGUGCUGCGGGGCAUGGCCCACUUCCCCGAGACGGUGGCGGGCGCCGACUCGCAGACCCUGGCGGAGGUGCGGGGCUCCUGCGUGGAGGAUGCGGUGGCCGACGAGGCGCCGACGCUGCACUGCAACGCGGACGGGGAGUGGCUGGUGCCCAUCGGGCAGUGCCAGUGCCGGGCCGGCUACGAGGCCGUGGGUGACCAGUGCCAAGCUUGUCCCCCCGGCACCUUCAAGGCCGAGGUGUCCCCCAGCGGCUGCCAGCCCUGCCCUGCGCACACGCUGCCGGCCCCGACCGCCGCUGCCGCCUGCCCCUGCGAGGACGGGCACUUCCGUGCCCCCACCGACCCGGCCGCCGCGCCGUGCACCCGUCCUCCUUCGCCCCCGGGCAGCGUCACGGCCAUGGGGCUGGGGGCCGCCGUGCAGCUGCGCUGGUCCCCCCCCACCGACACGGGCGGCCGGCAGGACGUCACCUACAGCGUCACCUGCGAGCAGUGCUGGCCCGAGAGCGGCGAGUGCCGGCCCUGCGACGGGGGCAUCCGCUACUCGCAGCCCCCCCGGGGGCUGGCAGGGACGGGGGUGACGGUCACCGACCUGGAGCCCCACGUCAACUACACCUUCACCGUCGAAGCCCGCAACGGCGUCUCGUCCUUCAGCACCCACCGCAGCGUGGCCACCGCCAGCAUCAGCGUCAACCAGACGGGUAAGGGCCACCGGUGUCCCCGCCACCACCGCUGUGGAGGUGCCACCGCCUCCCAUGACACCCCUGUCCCCACGGCAGAGCCACCACGGGUGACGUCCGUGAGCCUGGACGGGCGGACGGCCACCAGCCUGGUCCUCUCCUGGACGGUGCCGCUGCGGCAGCAGAGCCGGGUCUGGAAGUACGAAGUUACCUACAGCAAGAAGGUGGACGAGAACAGCUACUCGGUGCUGCGCUGCGAGGGCGCCUCCGUCACCAUCCCCAAGCUGUCCCCCGCCACCGCCUACGUGGUGCGGGUCCAGGCGCUCACCCAGGACGGCCACGGCACCUUCAGCCCCGAGCACGAGUUCGAGACAUUGCCUGAGGGAGCCGAGUCCAUGGCAUCUGCUGCCGUCAUCAGUGGCUCAGUCACCGGCAUCCUCUUUGUCGUCCUCCUCCUGGCCGCUCUCAUCUACGUCCUCCGGAGGAGGAGGAGCUCGCGGUCACGCCAGUCCCCUGAGGACGUCUACUUCUCCAAGUCUGCAGACCAGCUGAAGCCCCUCAAGACCUACGUGGACCCGCACACCUAUGAAGACCCCAACCAAGCCAUGCUCAAGUUCACCACCGAGAUCUCCCCGUCCUCCAUCACCCGCCAGAAGGUCAUCGGUGCUGGUGAAUUUGGGGAGGUCUACAAGGGCACCCUGAAACGCGGCAAGAAGGAGGUGCCGGUGGCCAUCAAGACCCUGAAGGUGGGCUACACAGAGAAGCAGCGGGUGGACUUCCUGAGCGAAGCCAGCAUCAUGGGCCAGUUCUGCCACCACAACAUCAUCCGCCUCGAGGGGGUCGUCUCCAAGUACAAACCCUUCAUGAUCAUCACAGAGUACAUGGAAAACGGCGCGCUGGACAAAUUCCUGCGGGACAAAGACGGGGAGUUCUGCGUGAUCCAGCUGGUGGGCAUGCUGCGGGGCAUCGCGGCCGGCAUGAAGUACCUGGCCAACAUGAACUACGUGCACCGGGACCUGGCCGCGCGCAACAUCCUGGUCAACAGCAACCUGGUCUGCAAGGUGUCCGACUUCGGGCUCUCCAGGGUGCUGGAGGAUGACCCUGAAGCCACCUACACCACCAGCGGGGGGAAGAUCCCGAUCCGCUGGACGGCACCCGAGGCCAUCUCCUACCGCAAGUUCACCUCUGCCAGUGACGUCUGGAGCUAUGGCAUCGUCAUGUGGGAGGUGAUGUCCUACGGCGAGCGCCCGUACUGGGAGCUCUCCAACCAUGAGGUGAUGAAGGCCAUCAAUGAGGGCUUCCGCCUGCCCGCCCCGCUGGACUGCCCCUCUGCCGUCUACCAGCUGAUGAUGCAGUGCUGGCAGCAGGAGCGCAGCCGGCGCCCCAAGUUCGCCGACGUCGUCAGCAUCCUCGACAAGCUCAUCCGUGCCCCUGAGUCACUCAAGACGCUGGCGGACUUCGACCCACGGGUCUCCAUCCGCCUGCCCAGCACCAGCGGCUCCGAGGGCGUCCCCUUCCGCUCGGUGCCUGAGUGGCUCGAGUCCAUCAAGAUGCACCAGUACGCCGAGCACUUCAUGGCCGCAGGCUACAGCACCAUGGAGAAGGUGCUGCAGAUGACCAGCGACGACAUCAAGAAGAUCGGUGUGCGCCUGCCCGGCCACCAGAAGCGCAUCGCCUACAGCCUGCUGGGGCUGCAGGAGCAGCUCUGCGCCGGGGGCAUCCCCAUCUGACCCCCACGUACCCCAGCGUGCAAAAUGAAGACCCCCAGCCUACCCCCCCCCGCCGCUUUAUUUAUUAUUUUUAUUAUUUUUAAGGUUUUUAUUAUUGUUAAUAAUAAUAUUAUUUCCCACGGGGGAUGUUGCCACUUGGGCAUCGCCAUCCCCAGGACAAAAGGGGUGUGAAACCCCACAAAAAUUAAAUUUCAAGCCGGCACUUGGUUGGGGGGGCGGCCUUAUUAGGGGGGAGUUUCCUCUUUUUUUUCUGCAUUUCAAGGAAAAAAAAAUAGGGCUGAGCCAGGUGCUUCUGAAUGCUUUGUGGAUGGCUUGGCCCUAAACUCUCGAUUUUUGCUUUUUUUCCCCUAUUUAUUCCUCUCCCGACGCUGGGUUGGGUUUUUUCCACCUUAAUGCUGAUAAGCAGUGUUACCUCUUCUAUUUUUUGUUUUUUAACGUAAUUUAUUAUAUUUUUGUAUAUUUAUUGAAGAAAAAUCAAAGAGGUUUCAGAUUUGGGGAAGAUAAUAGGGGAGAGAAAAAAAAGGGGGGCAGGUUUGGGGUAUUUUUCCCCCCCUUUUUAAUGGAUUUUAUGGGAUUUUCAUGAAAGUGAGUUUGAUUUGAAUAAAACUUUUGUGCUCUUUUU